GCGCUUCCCUUCGCAGGCUGGGGCGGGGCGCCGCCAUUUUCCCUCCCCUCAGCGGCGGCGCUCGCGUGUUCUGCCCUUCUCGCCCGCGCAGGGUCUCCGAUACGCGGCCACCGGGCCGUGCCGCCUUCCUGCUGCCCUGGGAGGAGAUGCGUGGAGCAGCCUGGCAGCGCUGGCGGCUUGGCGCAUGGUGGAAAGGGGUCUCGUCUCAUCACUGAAGUAUUUCCCCUAAAUUUUUGGUUUCUUCUGCGGGACUCAUCUGAUCGUUUGUGCCCAAACCUACAGAAAGCCAUCUCUGUAAAUGUAUCGUCUGCGCCUUCUCGUUACUCGGAGGUGUUUGUGUGCCCGAGAGUGGACGUAUUUCAGGAGAAGGGAUACAUAAAGCUAGAUAAAUGGAGCAAUAAUUUAUUAUUCAUGUCUGAAUAUUCAUUUAUUAUUCAUAUAUGUCAACUUAUAUUAAAAACUGCUGGAGAGCAGUCAUACCUACCAGAAGCGUUGGUGCUUGGCCACCUUUCAGCUUUUUAACCUGUGUGUAGACGCAAGCUGGAGACCUUGGGCCGGGUGGGCCAGCUGCGUGGGGAGGACUUGCCAUGAGUGCCCUGGUACUGUAAGGAGUGAUGCACAUCCACAUCAGUCUUUUUAUCCUUUCAGAAGAUGGUGUUAGAUGCUACAGCAAAAACCGUAGCCAGACACAAGUUUGACAGCUCCAUAGAAAUUAGGAUAAAUCAUAAUCCUAUCAAAAGACAACCAGCUUAACUGCAGUGGCAGCGAACCAGUGAUGAACUCAUACAAAAUGGAAAUUUUCUGUGAAAUGCUGGGCAAAAAAUAUCUCCCUCAGCUGUGAGUCUUCUGAUGAGCAAUGCUGGUCCUGAGAUGGUGAAUUUGAAGGCUGCCCUGCUUUAGAUCAUUAAGAACUUCUUAAGGUUGUGAAGGUUGAUAACGGAGAUUGAUGCACUGAAUCUGGAGCCACAGAGGUGGAAAUAACAGCACCGAGUGAUAGAUGACAUUUCUAAAUCUUCAAUCUCAAGGCUAGCAACCUUCAUUAUCCCUUCUGCGGGUCUGCCUCAUCUCUAGGCUUUUUCCCAUGAUUUUCGGGUGCCACCAGGAUGCUGACAGUAUGUCAGCAACGCCCCGUGAAGCAAUCCCUGAGUGCCUGCAUGUGCAGAGAGUCACACUGGAAAUGCCUCCUCCUCUCCAUCCUCAUGUAUGGUUGCCUGGGAGCAGUGGCCUGGUGUCAGCUGGCCCGAGUCACCAAGCUCAGCUUCGACAGUUCCUUCAAGGGCAAGUCCAUGAUCUACCACGACAGUCCCUGCUCAGAUGGCUAUGUCUACAUCCCACUGGCCUUCCUUUCCAUGCUGUACGUGGUGUACCUGGUGGAGUGCUGGCACUGCCAUGUCAAGAGAGAGCUGCAGUACAAGGCUGAUGUGGACAGUGUCUACGAAUGUAUCAACCGCAUGCAGCAAGCCACUCCGUGCAUCUGGUGGAAGGCCAUCAGCUACCACUUUGUACGGCGAACUCGGCAGGUAACCCGGUACCGCAAUGGAGAUGCCUACACCACCACCCAAGUCUACCAUGAGAGGGUCAACACUCAUGUGGCCGAAGCUGAGUUUGACUACUCUCACUGUGGAUACAAGGACAUCUCCAAAGAGCUCCUGGGCCUGGAGAGCUACACGGCCACCAAGCUGAGGUUCACCAAAUGCUUCAGCUUUGCCAACAUCGAGUCUGAGAACUCUUAUCUGACACAAAGGGCUCACUUCUUUACAGAAAUAGAGGGGCUGGAUGACUACAUGGAGGUAAGGGAAGGCAUGCAGCUCAAAAAUGUGGACUUCAAGGAGCUCAUGAUGGCCUACGGGGACCCAGAUCACCUCCCAUGGUAUGUGUCCCACUAUGCUUUCUGGGUGGCAGCCAUCCUGAUGAUCUCGUGGCCUCUCAGGGUACUCAUAGAGUAUCGGACUGCAUACGUCCACUACCACGUGGAGAAGCUUCUGGGCCUGGAAUACACAGCACCCACCACAACGGAGGAGCCCCUCUAUCGUUACCGCAUGCCCCGGGAUGCCACACAGGACAGCACAGAGCUGGAGUGGCACAUCUGCACCAACCGGCAGCUGAUCCCCAGCUACUCAGAAGCCAUGCUGAUGGACCUGGCCGACUCCCCAGCGUACAACAGCUACACGGUGUGUCGGUACAGUGAGGUGGCCCACGGCUGCGAGCGCUGCAACCAUGCCUCCAGCACCUCCUCCAUCUUCUCACGCCAUGCUUUCCACAGCUGCAGUGGCAACUCCCGCCUGUCCCUCAACACCAGCCGCUUCUCCCUCUGCCGCGUCCAUGGCUCCCACAGGACAGGCCUCUGGCGGAGCCGCAGCAGCAGCAUUGCUGACCGGGGCUGCCACGAUGAGCAAUGCUGUUCCUACUCCAGCCAGCUGGCUGUCAAUGAGAACCCCCCUACCUACCACGACGCCCGCUUCUUCCCUGUCUUGAUCGUGCAUAGGCCGGAAGGGCACGAUGGACAGCCCUUCUAUGUCAGACGCUCCUCCUGUUUAGAAACAUCUCUGUGAUGGGCUUCCAUGGUUUCUCAGCUCCUCAGCUCUGGAACAACUUCACUGCUGUGCUUGCAGAGAUACCACCAGCCUGCAAGUGUCAGUCAGCAAGACAAGCUUGAGAUUUCAGUUCUUCAUCCUGACAUUGCAUGAGGAUAUGGUCACCCUGACAAGUGGCCCACCUCAUUUCCAAAGCUUCUCUCCCUCCUCCUAUUUGUCUCCAUGUUUAUUUUUCCCCUUCCUUUCACUUUUACUCCUCACUGUUUCUUUGUUUCUUGAGUCUCUGCCUCUCCUCCCAUCCUGCUCUUUCUUUUACAUUUCAGUCAGUAUUUGACAGCUGUUUCCAUGGGAGGAUUUAAAAAGCCUGUGUUCUGCAAUGCAUUUGCCCUACAAGGUAGGAAACUCAAAAGACAGCGAGGCCAAGCGAGAUGCUGAAAGGCCUGCAGCCAGUCAGUGUCAAGUCAGAAAGAGAAUUCAGAUCUGCAGGCUCUGAAUCAACUGCUGCAAACCCCAAACAAGGCUUUUUAAAAAAUUAUUUCUGCCAGUCUUUUUGCCUCUUCUUUCAUUUAUUGUCUCCUUUCUUUAUACUUCCUCCUCUCUCCCUAUUCUCAUCUUCCUUUUUUGGUUUUCUCACCUCUGCUUUCCAGUUUCUCAUUGCACCUUUCUGGGAUUUUGUCAGUGAGGAUGUCUUUCAGCCUGUAAUUGGCUUCUGUUGCCCCAGAAUAAGGUAUUUGCAGCACAAAUUUCAGUGUCCACCGACACAGCCACAGGAAAUGCCCCUGAGAAGUGCUGAGGACAUUCACCACGGAGUAGUGAGAUACACAAACAAAGCAAAAAGCAUGCCUUUCGCUAACCAUGCCCUGCCUGGUCUGCAGCGGAUGCUGCUGCAUUUCCAGAAGUAGUUAACCUCCUUCAGCUCCACCAGUGUUAGCACUCAUCAAGAGCCGUGACGUAGAUCAGUGCCCUGCUAGUGCCACUAUUUUUAAGACCGUAGAUCUGGUUUGUGGUUAUUUCAUUCCUACCACUUGCUCAGAGCUGCAGGGACUGGCAAGGAGGAGAGAGGUCAGGGAGGGAAAGGUGUUAAUCCACUACAGCCCACCCACCAAUGGUCUGAAGGCUCUUCCUGCAAGGCUCCCUGCGAGCGCGUGCAGAGCCUUCAGUAAAGUGUGAGAUCAGCCUGGCAUUGUCACUCACAAGAGGUGGCUGGUGCUUCCAAGAGCCAGGGACCAGCCCGGGGCUUCUGGCCACGCUCAGGAACCCCAGGGCUCCAACAGUUGCCAAACCUGCCAUGUGCUGAGCAAGCUCUGCAACAGUUUAUCAGGUGGGUAGCUGAGGUGAGCACCAACUUGCAGGAGAAUGCAAUACAGUCUCAAUACAUUAACUACCAAAACCAGGGUGUUGUGCCUCCCUAUGGCAGAUAGGUCAGAAGUCGAGCCCUCAGAGGGGCUAGCAACAAAUGCUUCCUCCCGAGUCAGUUCUGUGUGUAUCUAUGUGUAAUAUGAGAUUUGUAAAGUCUUAUUAGUAUGUGUAGAUUAUAUGUAACUGCAUAUGGUGAUUUCUUAUGGCAUUGACUGUUGCACUGUGUUAAAUACAUUUUGUUUUGGUUUGA
This is a messenger RNA of Gallus gallus (chicken), 4143 nucleotides long. RefSeq names its product transmembrane protein 151B-like. The record is from RefSeq and is a predicted model, not a curated record. The transcript is spliced from 3 exons. NCBI's taxonomy places the organism in Eukaryota, Metazoa, Chordata, Aves, Galliformes, Phasianidae. Bases 1104 to 2552 code for a protein of 482 amino acids.